Messenger RNA from Thlaspi arvense, 4318 nucleotides. NCBI's taxonomy places the organism in Eukaryota, Viridiplantae, Streptophyta, Magnoliopsida, Brassicales, Brassicaceae. The record is from the annotation of a GenBank genome assembly.
UGGAGAGCCUCUGUCUCUUCCACACACCACUUCCAAUGUUUUUAUUUUUCAACUUCUCCAUUAUCUAAUAAAUAAUCUGAAAUUUCUUGUUCAUGCUAACAUUUUCUUCUACAUUUAUUAUCUUAAAAGAAAAAAAGAAAAAAAAAAUGAAAAGAAUCCUUCCAUUUUCCCAAUAAGCCUUAUGUGGCUGUAUUUCCGGUUUGUUCUCUCCCUUCUCUGAGCAGUUACCAGUGAGUACAAAAAACAAACAGAGGAACAUUUAGUCUCUUCUUGGAUCUGGACGAGAUUCCUUUGUUCCUUUCUUUAAUCUCUUAAUUCUUCUUUCUUCACUUGGCGGUUUCUCUUCUUCUGCAUCUCUUUCUUAUCUCUUCUUCUCAUUGGUUCUGUAAUUUUUUAGCUACAUUUAGGGCUGAUUUCUUUUUUUCAGACAAAGGGGGGUCACACUUGUUCAUCUUUCUACUGUUUCUGGUUAGAUUCUUGUAAGAUUAGAUCCAAUUACCAAAACCUUUUCCUUUUGUCUUCAGUGGAAUCUGGGAAUCUAGGUCUGUAAAAAAAAGGCGGAAACUUUUUCUUUCCUUUUUAGAUCCGUAGGUUACUAUUAGUGUGGGACUCAGAACUCUGAUUAAAAUGAUGAAUUUUUUUUAGUCUGUGAGUUUGGGAUUUUUUUUUUUUUCGAAGCUUUACUUAGCUGGUUUUGAAUUGAAAUCUUUAAACGGGUAUCAAGUUUUCUUCAGAGAGAAAAAGGCUAAAUUUUUGGAGUUUAUAUGUAUUUGGAAGUUGCGUCAUUCUCGUUAUGGUUUUAAUGGUGGUUACUGUUGAUGAUGGAGAUAUAGAAAGAAAAAAGAAAGCUUUAAAAGUCAUCUCUUCCAUAUUAUUGCAAACACAUCAUUGAGUCAAAAAAAGUUUGGGUUCUUUGGAAAAUCAAUAAAGGGGAGAGUAAAAGGUGGAGCAGAAAGUUCCGGCGCCGGAGAAUUGUUUUGUGAUCUAUUGUCAUGGCUGCGAAGCUUCUGCAUUCGUUGGCAGAUGAUAGUGCAGAUCUGCAGAAGCAAAUUGGAUGUAUGAAUGGGAUUUUUCAAAUCUUUGAUCGUCACCAUGUUCUCACAGGCCGGCGAAAAAGCCUUACUUUAGGUAAUGAAAAUGCCAAUAGUAUCAACUUUGAGAGAGAGACUGUUGAUACAUUUUAUCAAACAAAAGACACUGACACAAACACUGGUGGGAAUGUGAAAGAGAAGCAAAGGGUUUCAACAGAAUCAUCGAGAGUUUCUUUCUCGUCUUCCUGCUCGUCCUCCCCAUCGUCUUCUGAGUUCAAUAGAGGAGUUCAACCUGAAGCUUCUGCCUAUGACCAAGCCAAUUUCCCAGAAUCUCCUACAAGUGAUCCUGAGAUGACUGAAGGGAACGGAUUUUCACAUCUGGGAGUUGACCUCAGAGAUGUUGUGAGAGACUCUAUGUACAGAGAAGCCAGAGGGCUUUCGGUUAAGACUCCUAUGACAAGAGAGGAAGUAGUUAGACGCAGCAGAAGAGAGGAUUCUCCAAGGCCUUACGGUUUGAAGCAAUCCACACCUGCUGAUCUCAAUGAAUCCUUCAGAUUUCUAGCCAAACUUCGAGAAACACCUCAACAUUACAAUGAGGUUGGAGCAAAAGAUGCACCUCGUUACUCCGUUGAUUCUCACGAUACGUUGAAAUCCAGACAGAGGCUGAAAGAGUUGCCUAGGCUUUCUCUGGAUAGUAGAGAACGAGUGGUGCUAAACUCCAGUGUUGAUCUUAAAUCAGGUAAGCUUUCUGAAAGUUUCAGCGGAAGCUCAAGCAGCAGCAAGAAACGGCCUCCCAGUGUUGUUGCAAAGCUCAUGGGCCUGGAGACACUGCCUGGUUCUCCAUUGGGCAGAGACAUCCAUCAGUAUGGUUUGAACAAAAUCGACUCUUUUGAUCAUAGCAACGAUCCGUUCUCAAGAUCAUUGAGGGAGAAAAAUCUGAAUCGUGCAAUCCGGUUUUCUCCUAGCUCACCGAGAAGCCUGGGGAAGGACCCGUCUUCUCCAAGAUGGAGAAACUCUGAUUUUGUUAUGAAACCUCUAUCAAGUUCUAGAUUUCCCAUUGAACCAGCUCCAUGGAAGCAAGCUGAUAGAAACCGAGUUUUGCAAAAGCAAGCUAUGCCCGUGAAAUCAGCGCCGUCUGAAGCACCUAAGUUUCCUCCUACUGUGUACAGUGAAAUGGAGAGGAGGCUGAACGAGCUCGAGUUCAAACAUUCGGGAAAAGAUCUGCGAGCUCUUAAACAAAUAUUAGAGGCUAUGCAAUCAAAGGGUUACUUGGACACAGAGAAACAACAACAAUCCUCAAACUCGGCAGCUCAAAGAGAUUAUGAAAGAGCAAAUCCUGCAACUUUAAACCAAGCCAUGCCAACUAGAACGAGAGUCCCGUCUUCUUCAUCUUCAUCCAGCCAGGUGUAUCAAUCCCCGAUUGUGAUUAUGAAACCUGCAAAACUUGUUGAAAAGGCUGGUAUUCCCGCGUCGUCCCUUAUUCCCAUUCACAGCCUCUCUGGACUUAAUAAGGCCCGUAGAGAGAUACCUGAUGGAAAAGGAACUUCAACGAGUAGCAAACGGGUGACUAAAGAUCGUAGUCCAGGAAACCGAAGAGCUGAAUCAUGUACCAGCUCCAUUGAUAAGAAAUCUGACAGCAGAAAUGUCCGGUCUUCUUCUUCAAAGAAGCCUCAUCAGGUUGCCAAAGAAAGUACUUCAAAGAGUUCAGGAUCGGUAAGUCCAAGAUUGCAGCAGAAGAAGCUUGAGUAUGACAAACGUUCAAGGCCACCAACCCCUCCAUCUGAUUCUAGUAAAUCAAGGAAACCUCCAAAUAGACAACUCGCGGAAUCGACUUCUCCUGGUGGCAGACGUAGACCCAAGGCUCAGAAGAGUUUGCAGCAAAACGAGGACCAACUUAGUCAAGCCAGCAAUGAAUCUAGGACGUCAAGUCAUGACACGUGUACUCAGUCUGAAGCAGAAGCCGAUGGUGGUAAAAGCCCAUCUGUAAUCGAGGCAGCCAAAGCUGUAGUCUCUAACUUAAUGCAGAAUAAAUCCAGUCCAAGGUUUAGUGAAGAUGGAUCGUCAGCAAACCUUUCACUAGUUGCUUUGGAACAUCCAAGUCCUAUCUCUGUUCUCGACGCCUCAAUCUACAGAGAGAUUGAACCAUCUCCUGUGAAGACACAAGGUAAUGUUGCCCAUGAUUCUGGCGAUGAACAUUGCGAGGACCAGUGGAAUCCAGCUUACAGUUUCUCGGAGACAACAUCAAGCUUUUCGCCAGAGAUAAACCGCAAGAAGCUUCAGAAUGUUGAGCACUUGGUUCAGAAGCUCAGACGACUGAACUCCAGCCAUGAUGAAGCCAGCCAAGAUUACAUUGCAUCGCUUUGUGAGAACGCAGAUCCCAACACCGAUCACAGAUACAUCUCCGAGAUUCUAUUAGCCUCUGGUCUUCUCCUACGAGAUCUUGGCUCAGGACUAACGACGUUUCAACUACACCCAUCAGGCCACCCGAUCAACCCCGAGCUGUUCUUUGUUCUUGAGCAGACAAAGGGAAGCAGCACUACACAUCUGUUACACAAAGAAGAAAGCAAGGUUCUGAACAAGGAGAAGCUCAACCGCAAACUCGUGUUUGACACCGUUAAUGAGAUUCUUGUGGAGAAACUAGCUUCGGUUGAAGCCACGACGAAUCCAUGGAUGAAGUCAUCUGCUAAGAUGACUAAGAAAGCCAUGAGUGCGCAACAGCUGCUGAAAGAACUGUGUUCAGAGAUAGAAACACUGCAAAAGCAAGCCACAAAGAGAUCAGAAAACUGCUUGUUGGAGGAAGAAGACGACUUCUUGAAAAGUAUACUUGCAGAAGAUGUAAUGAUUCGGUCUGGGAACUGGGUAGACUUCAAUGGAGAAAUCACAGGAUUGGUGCUGGAUGUGGAGAGGCUUCUCUUCAAGGAUCUGGUGAAUGAGAUCGUACAUGCAGAGGCUAGCCGUCUGCAAGCAAAGUCAGGAAGGAGAAGAACGCUUUUCGCAGACCAGUAGCAAAGGCUGUUAAAGAAGACAAUAUAUAGACAAGUGGUUUUCCCUUCUUUCUCUAACUCUGUAACUGUGUUCCAUGCAACUCUGGUCUUUUUUGUCUUCUGAUUCGUAUGCUCGUUUUUGGUCAUCUGUAUUGUACGGCAGGAUAAUAAUCACAUGGUGUGUUAUGUAAUAACUGAAAUUCUUGAUAUGGUACCUGAAGAAAAAACUGUAAAGCGGGUAAAAGAAGAAAGGAACCAAUGGGAAAUCUUCUUUGAGAGAUCUCAAGCAAGUUUUUGUAUUCA